Molecule: messenger RNA, 5872 nt
Organism: Patiria miniata (bat star)
Lineage: Eukaryota; Metazoa; Echinodermata; Asteroidea; Valvatida; Asterinidae
Product: gamma-aminobutyric acid receptor subunit beta-like
Exons: 6
Coding region: 13-1308 (431 amino acids)
Biological process (GO): chemical synaptic transmission; monoatomic ion transmembrane transport; signal transduction
Cellular component (GO): GABA-A receptor complex; neuron projection; synapse
Molecular function (GO): GABA-A receptor activity; extracellular ligand-gated monoatomic ion channel activity; neurotransmitter receptor activity
Source: RefSeq, a predicted model, not a curated record
UACACAAUAUCCAUGUACCUGCGCCAACACUGGAAAGACGAGCGGCUACGGUACGACAGCCGGCUAGGCAAUCUCUCAUUGGACGGCAGGCUGGCUGACGUCAUCUGGGUGCCGGAUACCUACCUGGCCAAUGACAAAAACUCCUUCGUGCAUGACGUCACCGUUAAAAAUAGACUUCUGCAGCUACACUGCGAUGGCAGCGUGAUUUACGGCAUGAGGAUUACCACAGUGGCAUCUUGCAUGAUGGACCUGCGGCACUACCCGAUGGAUCAACAGAACUGCACCUUAGAAGUGGAAAGUUACGGAUACACCCUGUCUGAAAUAUCCUACUCCUGGCAGUUUGGCGGGAAAUCGGUUGUCGGCAUGGAAAACAUCAAAAUCGCCCAGUUCACCAUCACGGAGUGGAAGCUGAUAUCCCGGCUACAGAACUUCUCCACGGGGUCGUAUCCCAGACUCUCCAUGAGCUUCCUGCUGAAGAGAAACAUCGGCUACUUCGUCCUCCAGACUUAUCUCCCUUCCAUCCUACUGACCAUUCUCUCCUGGGUGUCCUUCUGGAUCAACCACGAGGCCACAUCCGCCAGGGUCGCUCUAGGCAUCACGACGGUGCUCACUAUGACAACGAUCAGUACGAGUGUCCGCCAGUCCCUGCCCAGGAUCUCCUACAUCAAGUCCAUCGACAUCUACGUGGUCACCUGCUUCGGCUUCGUCUUCUCGGCUCUGCUGGAGUACGCCAUAGUCAACUUCAACUACUGGUCGCACCACAAGCGUAAGGCGCGGGAGGCCCUCAAGAGCGUCACGGCUAACAAUAACGUGGACGGCGACAACGGCAACAACUCAACUCUCCGGACCAGGAGGUUCCGAGACGGUACCUACCAGCAGGUUAAGAUGCAGUACAAUACAAAUAUCGGUCAACGAUUGUCACAGCGGGCCCCGGACAACGGCGAUGAGACCGAAGCCAUGGUGACAGAGGAGAUCCCCAUGAACAGGCUGAACGGAUUGGAAGGCGAUGGUCAUGUGGUGCGGAAACCCUCCUGCACUGGCGGCAAGGUUCGCCGGCGGUCCAGCGGCACUAACUACCGGCACACCCCUCCCUGGUUCGGCCCGGGGAGCUCGGGCAGGGCACGGAACUCGACCUUCCGGCGACGGACGAUGCGCGUCCGUCUGCCCGCGGUCCGCAACGUGAACAUUGUUGACACCUACGCCCGCAUCCUGUUCCCUAGUCUUUUCAUCAUUUUCAACAUUGUCUACUGGAGUGUGUAUCUGUUGUGGCAACAACAGUGGAAAAACAAUCAGACGUGGACUGAGUGAUGAUGAGCAGUGAAGGCUUUGCUUCAUUUCAUUAUUUUUUUUCUUCCACUGACCGUCAGGACAGCACCUGAUGUUAAGAUCAGGAGAGAGUUUGACUGUGUGCAUACAGAAUUUUAGAGCGAACGUGGCGUCUGGGUAACAGACGAAUGGAUUGCUUGGUGGUCGCAUCAAAUAUGCAUGGUGCUUUAGUGUUUUGAAGAGAGAGAGAACAUCAACACCAUGCCAAGAGGGCUUGGUACAAAAAAAGAUACUUUGAAACUACAGAUGGUUUCAACAUGAUUUGAGAAAGACUGUGGAGGACAUCGUGGUGCCCCUUUUUUAUUUCACAAAACAUUUUCUUCAAAACCGUAUCUUCAAUUAAGCUCCAAUGAGUGAGUUUCAGUUGCUUUUCCAUGGUGUCGAGAGAGGGCGUGCUGACAAGAAACCGCAACUGACAACUAUACAAUCAAAUAAGUGGUUAAUUUUCACCUCAAGUACGAUGUGAGUGGAUACAUAGUAUGGAAGCAGCAUUGCGCCAUUUUGUUUCCUUUAAAGUUGUUCGGACUCGCAUGAGACAAUGGAAACAAAAUGGCGGCCAAAGUGCUAAUACUACAACUUCCUUAAAAACUGCACUACUACAAAAGUAAUCGAAUUGGUAAAUUGUCUUCUAAAAGUGUGUCUGAUAUUUUUUUGUGUGUCGACAGCACAAGGCGAACAGUUACUAACCUAGGUUUGCAAAUAUCUAUACAAUGUCCUGUUUUAAGAUUUUGACUAUCAAAAGAUGUAGAAAGGUUGCUACAAACUUUUGCCUGUCUAAAUGCAAUUUCGAUUAUUCUCGCAAUACAAAGAAAAUAAUGGUGAAAAAUUGUAAAUAGAAAUAAUGGCAACAAAUAAUAAUAUUUACCAAAACAAAGUUAUAGUCAAAUAUUUAACUUAUCAGAAAACGUUUUCACAAAAGUAUUCAUAUUAAAAACUUGGAAUUGUACGUUUUGAAUUAACAAAGGCACAAUCUUGGAGUUGAGACCUGUCUUUAGAGCAUUGAAAAUUAGGGCAUGAACUUUUUUAUACCUGUGCAUUACUUAGAAAAAAGCAUGAUUUUUAUAUUUUCUUCAGUUCCAUAUCGUAAAAAAAAAUUCGGGUCUCACUUCUUAUCAAGUUUCGCAAACAGUUUUUCUUUAAACAAAUUUUAAAACAAACUAACUUAAAUAACAGUGAAUCAAAUGAGUGAAUAUAUAAAAAGUAUGAUAUUCUACUCUGGGAUUCAAAGUUCUCAAUUUCAAGUUGGUCUUCUUUUUAAGAGUUAUGCAACUAAAAACAUAAUUUUUCUUAUCGUGUCCCUUUCGCGUUUUUUAUGUACAGACAAUGACAAGAGGACAUUUAUUCAACAUAAUUCAUAUUUUAACAUAGUAUUAUCUGUUGAACUGACGUUUGUAAUGUGCAGACACCGGUAGAUGUUAAUCAACACUAAUUUUGUAUUAUAAGCAGUUUUAUUCCUUUUUCGUUAGACAAGCAGUAUUAGGGAGUAGGAUGUUCUCAACAUAUUCAAACUGUUUCUUUUCCAACACCAUUUUAGAAAGCUUGAAUGGUUUCUCUCGAAUGUCCAAUUUAAAGAGUAUCAUCGUUAUAAAUCAAGAUUCCCGGUAUUGCGUUCAGGUUUCCAAAUCUGACAUCAAUAUUACUUUAUUUUUUAUUUUCAAACAAAAUCCGUCCUUCGAAAAUAAAAUGGUCAUUUCAAACUUGAAAAGGUCGAUCCAAUAUUGUUUUAAACUGUAUUUAAGUUGAAGUAUUUAAUUUUUAAUGACUCCGCCAAACGGGUAAUCUUGCUUUGCUUCAAUGAGUUUGCUUUUUUUCAGUUUCAAACUGUAAUAAGUAUUAUUCUUGUUAAACGUCUAGUCGAUGACUUACGGACAUUUUAUGCCUUGUAGAGGGCUUUGAUUCAACGUGUAGAAGAUUAUUUGAACGAUCUUCCAAAAAUUGAGGGACGUGUCAUUUUACAUUGAAAAAAAGUGACAGAAAUUACUGUAAAAAAUAUAAAUGCAAUUGUCAUUUUCAUAAUUGGCAGGCCGGGAUAUGCAUCAACAAACGCUUGAAUAACAAAUGUUUUUGUGAAAAUGUGUACAUGUGUAGCUACAAAUCUCAUGGAUGUUUUAUUUUUCAUGCAAUUGACAAAUAAUUACUCGAUUUAUAACAAAUCAAAGAAAAAUUGUGUAAGAAAAGAUCAAUUGUAAGCUUACAGUAGCUGUGUUCGAUUACUAGAACCAAUCUCCCGAUUUACCCCGCAUAUUUUCCAAGUAGAUCCACCCUUUUUUGACAAUUGUUAAAUAAGUAAACAACAGACUUACAUUUUCUUCUGAGAUAAACUAGAGGGAAGUUGUAAGUUUUUCAUGCUCGAAAAAAAGGCAAAAAAGCCCAAACAUACACAAACAAAAAAAUAAGCAAUAGCUCAAUACAAUCUCUGUAUUCAUACGAUUUGCAUUUAUUACAAUAAACAGUCGUUGAUUACUUUCACACGCGAUGAAUAACAGGACCGCAUUUAAAAAAAAAUGUUGAUCAACAAAUGAGCCAGAGGAUUUUACGGAUAACAUGGGAUUUCUCGCCAUUUUUUUCGAGCAAACAUUCAUAACCAAACAUAUUAUUGUGAAUAAAAGUUUUUUUUAUAUCUUGAUUUUAUAUUAUAAUAAAAAAAUUCAAUAAUUCAGACAUCCAUCAGACACAGCUACUCAGCGUUCAAAUUAGGUCUUGAACCUUAUCCUAAAAACAUUUACCCUAACCAACCGUUUUUCGUUUGAGAAGCCAAUUCAUGUAUCUUUUUUGCCUAAUUUGAACGCUGGAUGCAACCGUCUGUAAACCGACAUGGUGACGGACGGACAUACCGACAAAGCACCACGAUUGUAUUCGAUAGAGAUAUUGUUCAUUUCGAAUACGCUGAUGGAAUAACAGACCGACGGACAGAGAUAGAAACAGACAUACACAGUUUGACAGGCUGAAGGACGGACAGGCGGAUGAUGUGAUUCCUGACUCUAUAAUUAUGACGAGGUGAUUUAAUUCUCUCAAUCAUUAAAGCUACAUAACAAAUCUCGAAGUUACGUAUCAUACUGAUAUUUUUAUCUACCUUUACUUACUUAAAUAUUUUUGUUAUUGGCCGUUUAUAACUGCACAAUUUGUACAAUAUUCGACUAUCAACAACCCUGACAAUCGAUUCUCAAAAACCGACAGAGCAUUGAUCAGAAUUUUGUUCUUGUCAGUGUUUCUAAUGCCGAAGUUCCACAACUUUAAAUUUUUCAAAGCUUAGAUCAAUUUGGAAUAAAUUAUGAAUCUGGAAAAUCCGUAAUGGAGAAAACGUGGACCAUGCAACACAACAGACGACAGAAUGCAUAUUAGCACGGACAGCCAGACGGAACUCCCGACGAACAAACCGACGUACUAAAAGCGAACUGACGAACAGACCAACUGAAACUGCCGAGACCAACAGACACACCUUCACGCUAACAAUUACAUACAAAUGGUUGGGGAAGAAUGAGCAUUAUUUUACAAUAAAGGUUAACAAAUUUUGUACAAAAUGGUGGUCCGGUGUGUCUUUAUUUCAAACAGUUUGGAUCAGUAAUUUGGACCAAACAGACUUGACAUGUAUCUGAUUCAAAUGUACGUGUUCUUCAGGAUGAAAUUUUUAUUACGCCUAAUUUGGCUCACAGCAGAUUAUGUACGAUAAUUAUGUAUUUUGCUCAAGGUUUAAAACAAUUCUUUAAUGGCCUCUAAAAGACAUGUCUGAAAUUUGUUUUUGCUGCUUCUGUGUAGUGCUCUUUGUGCCCCACUGACUGUCGAUUGUCAGCCGAGCAGUGCUAUUGUAUAGGAUUACCUGCUAACGCCAUAGUGUAUCCCGGAUGCACGAAACGACUACCAGUGAAUAGCCAUUCUGAAUCAAUCAAGAGUUUAUUGGCGAUCUGAGACCAGCUAUAGUUUAGGCUAACCAAGGUAACACUAUACUAGGAAACACUUGAAAGACUUCAUAGCAAACGGUUUGAAAUAGAGUGUGGGGGUCACCAUUCCCAUCCCCCCCCCCCCCAAUCUGCAAAGCUCCAGAUGCGAUAUUUAUGCUGCCGCAUAAAGAUAUUUCUUUACUUACUUCCAUACAAGCAAAAUCUGGUACAUAUAAAAAUUAAAGCACAAGUUAUACUGGUUCAAAUGUAAUUCAUUGCGUGGUUAUAUAGGAGACGAAGUUGUGCUAAUCAUGUAACAUUAAUAUAAUAUUGCAUAUCAGACAUAAAACUAUACCACACUCCAAGAAAAUGUUGGCGUGAAACUCACCCCAAGAGUGAAGGGAAUUUGCUGCACGUGUACACGAACCUUACAAGGUCGGCUCUUUACCAAAACAUGGGUACCAACCAUCGGUACCAACAGAGCGGUACGUUAAAAUCGUACUUCAAAAUUGUUUAUAAUGUAAACAAAAACGCACACAAAUCUCACUUUAUUUUCGGGACUUAGCAUACACAUUAUACGUGCAUUUCUAAACCAGUUAAAAUGGUCCCGACAAUAUUGUCAAUCUAUAUGUCAUCAAAGAUGUCUAACUUAUUAACGUUGCAAUUAA